UCUACAUCCGACGUCGUGGUCACAUGUCUGUCAGCGAGAGGGAAAGGAGUCCGCGCUUGACAUGGCCUUUGGCGGCACGGUGUAUUGUUGCUAGGAGGCAGCAGGCUACCAGACAGGGCAAGAUCAAGACCAUCUCGUGGAUUCUUUCACCAAGGGUUCUUCUCUCAAGACAGCGGUCUCACUUACAAGUUUAACAUCUGCAGGACCAGGAAAAAUAAAACACCCUGGUCCCCUUCCUCCUGCUACUGUGGCCCAGCGGUGUGUUUUAUGUGCGCGCCAACCGUAGUGCCAUCCCGCCCCCGCUGCUGUGCCAUGGCCCUCCAUGGCCACCCGCGCAGCUGAAGACUACAGGAGACCGCUCCGGCGCAGUCGCAGGCUCUCCCAGUCCCAGACCUCCGCGCUGGGCCACCUGGGCCUCACCGUGCACUCCAAGCCCGCCGUGGUGCACUCUGCCGCCUCCCGUGCCCUGCCCUCCUGCCCCCUGCACAAGAAGACGCAGAUCCAGGCCCCCCUGCCUCUGCCCCAGCCUCAGGCUCCCCCAGCGCUGUGCCCCAUUUCUGGCCUCUCUCCUCGGCCGCUGAGGGUGACCCACCACCACGUCCACCAGCAGCAGCAGCAGCAGCAGCAGGAUCUGCACCCCCAGUGUCUGUCUGCGCGCCCCCCGCUCCACUCCUCCUCCUCUGCGUCGGUGGCGUCUUUUGGGCCGCUCCUGGUCCAGCGGCCCUCCUGCCUCACCCGCAGCUCCAGCGCAGGUGCCGGUGCCCGCCGCAGCUCCCCGCGCAGCACCAGGCAUGCCAGCGUGCCAGUCGCAGGUGUGCCCCGCAAGUGCCCCGCCGUCAACUCCACCUCGCUGCCACUCCAGUCCAGUGCCACCUCCUUCUCCUCCUCCUCCUCACCGCUCCUCUACUCUCCCUCCUCUCCCUCACUGUGCCACGCUGUGCCCCCUCCUCCACCCCCCUCCUCUCUGGAGACCCAGUCCCUCCAGCAGCAGCAGCAGCAGCAGCAGCGGCGGACCCCCACCUCCCUCUACCCGCUCGACCCCCUGAGGCUGCGCUCGGGCCUGCUGGGCAAGCGCGCCCCGUCUCCACAGCUCUCCGCCUACCCCACCUGCCCCUCGCCCCCCAAGGCCUCGCACCACCGCGCCAACGGCACACUACUCGUCGCUGUAACCAACUCAGCCGCCGCGGUUACGCCCCCCCUGCCGGUGCCAGCGUCGCUUCCUGUCCCGAUUGCCAUGCCUACCAAUCAGUCUUCCCCUUGGAGCCAGAGCGGCGGUGCCAAGCAGCUCCGUGAUGCCGCCGCCGCCCUCGUGAGCAACGGCCUCCCCCCACCGUCUCCACCUUCUCCCCCGGGUCAUCUGUCCGCUCAUGACCCCACCACCACCACCACCACAUCAGUGCCUUGCCAAACGCAGCCACAGAAGACGCUGCUGCCCUGCUCCUCCCGCUGCUGCUGCUGUCCAGCCGCCGGCAGGCAGCACUGCCAGGCCACCCACAAGGACGACGACAAGGUCAAGGUCGGUGACGAUGCCAAGGACAAGGACAAGGGUGACGGCCAGCUGGGGACAGAGAUCACCACACCACAGUCACCACAGCAAUCCUCCCCUACCACCCCCGCCACUGCCGCCGUGCCUUCGGGGGAGAAGAGGAGCGGUGACGUCAUGACGACGCCUUCGCCCGGCCGCACACAAGAGCCGGAGCGGAUCCGGGAGCCGUCGCGAGCCGUCAAGGUCUCGCUGCCAUGUCGACCCGGCCGCAAGCUGAGCCACGAGGUGCGUCUGACGGCCGCGGUCCGCAAGCUGGCGCGCACCAACGGGGCCCAGCUCAGCCGCAACGCCAACUACAUCGCCAACGCCACGCGCAAGGCGGCUGCCAAGAUGGUGGCGUCCGGACUGCGGCCCGCGAACAGCCCCCGGCAGAGAAGAGAGGAGGGGGAGGGAGGGGAGAGUCCUCCUCCUGCUCCUUCUCGUUCUCCUGUUACCCCGUCGGAGAUGUCCAGUGCCAGCUCUGGACCUCCCCAGCCUGCCCCUUCUCCUGCCUCUGCCCACUCACCGUGCCCGCACCCGCAGGCGUGCUCGUUGAGCGCCGGUGCUGCCCACCACUGUGCCAUGCCAGGGGAGUCGGGCCUCCCCGCGCCCUCUGUUUACUCUGUCACCUCUGACCUCUCUGCCAUCCACCUGACGAGGCAGGCUGGCUGCCAGGCCCAUGCCCAGGCCCAGCAGGGAAUAGUGGAGGUGGAGGAGGGAGCCUCCGCCUCGCCUUCAGCUGAGGAGCAGCCGUCCCACAUGGAGAUCUGUAACGGCCAGGAGACGGUUGCCAUGCUACCGGAUGGGGAGGAGGAGGAACUACCUGACGAGCUGGAGAGCAACUGUAGCGGUGAUGACAACGAUGGGUCUGACUGCUGUUCCAUGAACACUGAUGCAGAUGGAGAUGGUGCACUGGAUUCCCCUGAGGAGGCCCUGAGUGUGGAGGAGCCGAUGUCCACAGAGGUGGAGGAUGACCGUGUGCAGCGUCCAGCCCUCGUCCACAGCCUCUUCCCCCUCACAGCGCCUACUAUAUACUUCAGUACUGCUAACGAGAAAGUGGAGCUGCUGCCAUUGGAGCAGAGGAGGCUUCUGAAAUGGAGGAUGAGCACAGUCACCCCCAAUGUGGUCAAGCACUGCAUCACACGCUCACACUUCAAAUCCACCAAGAAGAACCAUGACUGGCUGGGCUGCUGGGGCCACCACAUGAAGUCUCCAUGCUUCAAGACCAUCAGGGAGUACCAGAAGUUGAAUCACUUCCCAGGCUCCUUCCAGAUAGGCCGUAAGGAUCGGCUGUGGCGUAACCUGUCCAAGAUGCAGGCGCGCUUUGGCAAGCGCGAGUUCAACUUUUUCCCACGAUCCUUUGUGCUGCCGCAGGACAUCAAGCUGCUGCGGAAGGCCUGGGAGGACGGCGGCGGACGCCAGAAAUGGAUCAUCAAACCGCCUGCGUCUGCCAGAGGAAUCGGGAUCCAGGUGAUCCACAAGUGGAGUCAGAUGCCUCGCAAGCGACCCCUGCUGGUACAGAAGUACAUUCAUAAGCCGUACCUGAUCAGCGGUAAUAAGUUUGACCUGCGUAUCUACGUCUACGUGACCUCCUAUGAUCCUCUACGCAUCUACAUCUUCGAAGACGGCCUGGUCCGCUUUGCCAGCUGCAAGUACUCGUCCUCCAUGAAGAGUCUGGGUAACAAGUUCAUGCACCUGACCAACUACAGCGUCAACAAGAAGAACUCUGAGUACCAAAGCAACAGUGACGACAAGGCAUGCCAGGGGCACAAGUGGGCUUUGAAGGCUCUGUGGCAGUUCCUGGGCUCCAAGGGAGUCAACACCAACCACAUCUGGGAGAAGAUCAAAGACAUUGUCAUCAAAACAAUCAUUGCGUCUGAGACGUAUGUCAACUCGCUGGUGAAGAUGCAUGUGCGCUCGGCCUACAGCUGCCACGAGCUGUUCGGGUUCGACAUCAUGCUGGACGAGAAACUCAAGCCCUGGGUGCUCGAGGUCAACAUCUCACCCAGUCUGCACUCCAACACGGCGCUGGACGUGGCUAUUAAGGGCCAGAUGGUUCGUGAUGUGUUGAACUUGGCCGGCUUCCUCCUGCCCCAGAGAGAAGACGUCCAGGCAGCCAGCGGCAGUAGCACCAGCAGCUCAACUAGCAGUUUGUGUGGAGGAAGUCGAGAGCGCUGCAAGCCGGAGCUGUCAACAGACGAGAAAGUCAAGAGAGCCUUCUACCUCAGCCAGCGAUUUGCAGAUCAGGAGUUCUAUGCGUCAGUGCUGGAGGUGCUGACCCCAGACGAGGUGCGUGUGCUGUGUGAGACGGAGGACGAGCGGUGUAGGCGGGGCCAGUUCCAGCGUAUCUUCCCCUCCCCCACCUCUGCGCGCUACCUGCGCUUCUUCGAGCACCCGCGCUACCUCAACAUCCUGCUGCACCAGUGGGAACACAAGUACUGGAACAACAGGGACAAAGGUAUUGACGUGCUGAGGAACCUGUGUCAGAAGGGAGUUCACCUGGGCAACCUCUCCGACACAGUCCAUCAUUGGUCCUCCAAGUCCUACACUGGGCACGUGCGAAGUGACCUAAACAGCAACCCCACCACCAAGCGGGAGCUGACCAAGUCAUGUGUGUUGGUGGGCCAGAGUGUGUCCUCCUCAGCUGGUGCUGAUGCUGAUGGUGAUGCGGAUGUGGAUGCUGCUGUCUCCUCUACUGCUGCUCUCCACCUCCUCUCUGCCUCCACCUCCUCCUCCUCCUCCUCCAGCAUGGCCGCCACUCUGGACUCUACCAGCACCACCCCCACACCCAGCCCAUCCCCAUCCCCCUCCCCCUCCCCGUCCCUCAGCCCCACGCUGAGUCCCACCCCCACCCCCACUACCUCCCUCAGCCCCACGCCCACCCCUACCACCUCUCUCAGCCCCAGCCCCAGCCCCAGCCCCUGCCUGCCCAGCGACGGCCUGUGAGCCGCAGGUGUGGAUGUGGGAAUUGGGUAGCUGGGUGGAUCGGAUGGCCUAGCGCUGGCUACUUGCCUGGUGGGCGGGCUGGUCAGCUGAAGGGUACUGUGUUCCUGAUGUUGGGGGGCUGCAUCUGUGCUCAAUAGAGCUGCUUAGAGCAGAUCAGUCAGACUACUGCAGUGUCAUAUCAAUGCUGGCCACAGGGGGGCACUGUGAUGUUCUCUAAAGCCUUAACUCCUCCAUGGGUGACGCCAGGCCUUUAGCUGUUGAAUUUGUUAAGAUUUUUUUUCUUUUUUCUUUUAUUAUGAUUAUUAUUGUUUCUGAAAGAUUCAGGGUCUUCCCGGUAACAUUGUGUUGCUAACAUUCGAGCACAGGCACACAAACCGACAGAUGCGCUCAGCACGUGGUCUCAGGGUUCUGUUGUGGGGAGGGACAGGAGGCAGUGGGUGUCUGCACAGGCGUGUGUGUGUGUGUGUGUGUGUGUGUGUGUGUGUGUGUGUGUGUGCGUGCGUGCGUGUGUGUGUGUGUGUGGUUUGCCGAGUUGGAGGUACUAGCACAUUAGUGAGAGAGAAAAGCAGGGCGUGUGGUGUGGGGCGUUUGUCUUCUCCACUCUGCCCAGCUAUUAGAGAAGGGGGACACUCAGUCAUAGGUUUACACCGCCUUAAGCAUAUUACUGGCCAAAUCUUAACGUCUUUUUCAAAUGCCUUUUGUAUUACAACAUAUUUAAAAGAAAAAAGUGCUAUUGCUAAUUUUGCCACCUUCCUCCUAAUAGAUUUCAGAAGUAGAUAGUGUGUUGGGGCUGUGUGUGGUGUGGGUGUGUUCGUGUUUCAGUGAAGGGGGAGUUAUAUGAGGUCACAGGACCAGAUUUGCAAAGCACCUCAUUGGUGGAGAAGGGAGCACACACGCACACACCCCCACCAACCGCCAUGUCUCUUUACCAUAAGCAUGAGCCAAUCAGAAUCCUCCGUGUGGUUUGUUUACAUUGGAGCUCCGCCCCUGUGGAUGGAUCUGCGAAGUCUCUGUGGCUAUAGUGGCGUCUCCGUAGAAAACACGCUAAGUAAAUAAAUAAAUACUUCACAUAAUUAUAUCCCUGUUUGUUGGGGAACGGCACCGGUUUCAUAACCUUGAACAUGUUCUAAUAAAAGUUUUUUUUCCAGAA
Messenger RNA from Engraulis encrasicolus (European anchovy), 5621 nucleotides. RefSeq names its product tubulin tyrosine ligase-like family, member 4 (gene ttll4). Gene Ontology annotation, cellular component: cilium. Gene Ontology annotation, molecular function: tubulin binding; tubulin-glutamic acid ligase activity. The transcript is spliced from 19 exons. Lineage: Eukaryota; Metazoa; Chordata; Actinopteri; Clupeiformes; Engraulidae. The record is from RefSeq and is a predicted model, not a curated record. Bases 323 to 4471 code for a protein of 1382 amino acids. Gene Ontology annotation, biological process: microtubule cytoskeleton organization; protein polyglutamylation.